Molecule: messenger RNA, 2216 nt
Organism: Porites lobata
Lineage: Eukaryota; Metazoa; Cnidaria; Anthozoa; Scleractinia; Poritidae
Source: the annotation of a GenBank genome assembly
AUGAGCACGGCCAAGUUGUUUCUACUUGCCAUGGCAAUAGCCGCCGUUUUCUUUGUUGACGUAAAUGCUCGAGUUGCUGCCCAUUAUAACAAUCAUGAGGUCAGUUGUCAUUCUCGAAAGUAAGACUGGGUAGAAAUAUUUACUAUGAAACUCUCCCAGGCCUAUGUUUCGUAAUUCGUCAUUAUUAUAUGGCUACAAUAGUACGCGCCCUCUGAUUGGCUGGCUGCUGAGAGGGCAAGAUUUUCUUGUAAUCGACCAGGCAUUAUGGAAAUUUUUCGACGGCUCGAGGGUUCUUUUGAGUUGUGAGUAAAACCCACGAGCGCGAAGACGAAACCAACAAAAAAUACUGACAAAAUAUACAUGUAACUAUCUAUUCAAUAACCGAAAGAAAAAUUGUUGUGAAAUCGUAUAUUGCGUUACGCUCGUUUGUAUUUUUGUUUAAUUCGUUAAUUUUUUACCAGUUUGACAUAUAUCAUUAUUAUCACAGUUGUCUAGCCUGGGAGUUUUUACCAGAUCUUAUCGGAGAGUAUAAGGAGUUUUUCACGGAGUUAUUUCAUUCAGUUUUUUCCUAUUUUGUUGUUCCUUUCUUUAAUACGCUUGGAGGAACUAUAACGUAAGUUCUGUUUCAUUUUUGUCUUUCAUUUUCGGUUUUUUUUACUCUCGAUUUCCUUUUAAUUUUAGUUGUAUUUUCUUGCGUAACGCGUGUCUAUGUAUGUUUUCAGUUGUCACCAUAUGCUUCAUUGAUACUGCAAUAAACGAACUUUAAUCGAGUACGGAGCGUGUGGUUGAUCACAGCGAACUCCACCCGUGGGAACGCGACAAAAAUACUAUGUCUUACCGAUACCUCUUUAGUUUAAGCGAGGAAAACCUCUUGCGCGUCCAGGCGGGUGUUGAAAAUUACUUCCGGUGUUCUGGUAUUCUUUUUAAGAAUAGCGCUAAAAAAGGCCAUAUAAUAAGUAACUUAUUAACUUCGUUAAUUCGGUCAUUACAGGGAAAUUUCAGACAUCGGCCUUGAUGUGUUGCCCUCGCUAUCGCUUUGUCAAUACAUCAAGGUCUCGGUCUGAGAUUAGGGACGGACCAUUAGAAAAGUUAUGGGGGGGAGGGGAAUUUUCGAGCUGCAAGAAUUUUUUUUCGUUAUCAAAUUCUUUGCAUGAAUUUUAUUUAAGCCAUUGCAUGAAUAUUUUUUAGGGUUAAUUGGCGUGCAUGAAUUUUUUUUCAUUUAAUUUUCCCUUGCGCGAAUAUUUUUUUUGUACUUCGCCCGCCCCCCAUAAGUUUUCUAAUGGUCCGUCCCUUAUUUCCCUUUAAUGAUCCAACGGACGGAGUUAAUUAAGUGGCAUUGAGAGGAGCUUUAAAGCUUAUCUAGACAAAUAAACACUGCUUUUCAUCGCGGCUUCUGAAAUAUCAAUUAUCCCACGGGUUUCCUACAAAUUGCUAGAAAACGAUUACCUGGUUCUUACACCAGCAAAGCAUUUCCUUACCAUUUUCUUCAGAGUUUUACACAACAGUAGACUGUUUAGUAGGGGAUAGGCGGUAUCAUGACUAACCUGAGAUCAGGCCCAAUUUUAGCGGUUCUUAUACAUUCUCUCUAAAAGCGAAACGAAAAUAGAGCCUGAUCUCAGGUUAUACAUGACCCACCUACACAUGCAGGAUCCAUUAUACAUCUCCUCCUUACAUUUAUUAUUCCCUCCCUGUUUGAUAAACAGAUAGCAUCUAUUUGGAAAAUACUCUUUCCCAACCAGCUGUUUUUAUUUCUUUUUUAGGCCUACAAUGAAUUGGUGAAAAGCGGAGGUAGGAAAAUAAUAAUUGUUCUAUCCGGUAACCAACGUAUUUUGCCAAGAAACACUGUGCGCUACAACAUGCUAGCAUUUUGAGGCCUAUUGCAAAUCACCGAGAUUUCCCAGCGUGAGAAACCACUACAAACACCAUCAUCACACCUCCAUCAUGAACUUCAUCAUCAUUUUGGCCACACUCGUACUCCUCUAACUAUUUUAUUUUCAUGUGAAUAUAAAGCUUAUUUAUGUUUUGUUAUUUCCUCUUUAGACCGGUUACACGAAUUAUUUAGCCGAACGAGUUGCCACUGCCGUGAUGAAGGUUUUCGUGAUUCUGGCUACGGAAGUGGGACAACCUUCUGGUUUGUCGGAUGUAAAGGCAACUGGCAAGACUGCAGAGAACCAGGACUUAUGACCAGUUGUUGCCGAGAAAAAGGGAAAAAAUGA